AGAUUACGAUUGGAUUGGCUUCGGGUUCAGCUGGGAGGCGGGACGAGUUCUUGGUCCCACGAGGAGAGGUGGUGAGGAUCCCGGGAGUAAAGUACCGGGCCCAGCCCGCUGGCCCCCAAGAUCGGCCUCGGCGCCUCUGGUCUCGGACUCCUGGGUAUUGCGGGUUGAAGUCCGGAUUCCUACUGGCCUGCAAGAUGGAGGAAGGCGGGGACCCGGCAAGCCUGACUAAGGUGGUCCAUCUACUGGUCUUGUCCGGGGCCUGGGGCAUGCAAAUGUGGGUGACCUUCUUCUCAGGCUUCCUGCUUUUCCGAGGCCUUCCACGACAUACCUUCGGUCUCGUGCAGAGCAAACUCUUCCCAUUCUACUUUCACAUCUCUAUGGGCUGUGCCUUCGUCAACUUCUGCAUCUUGUUUCCACAACACGCCUGGGCUCAGCUCACAUUCUGGGAGACCAGCCAGCUCUGCCUGUUGUUCCUGAGUCUCACACUUGCCACCAUCAAUGCCCGUUGGCUGGAGCACCGCACCACAGCUGCCAUGUGGGCCCUGCAGACCAUGGAGAAGAAGCAGGGCCUGGGUGGGGAGGUCCCAGGCCGCCACCAGGGCCCCGACCUCUACCGCCAGCUGCGGGAGCAGGAUCCCAAGUACAGUGCCCUCCGCCAGAUCUUCUUCCGCUACCAUGGCCUGUCCUCCAUUUGCAAUCUGGGCUGCCUCCUGAGCAAUGGGCUCUGUCUUGCUGGCCUUGCCCUGAAUCUCAGGAGCCUGUAGCACCUACUGCUUCUUCGUCUCUGCUGGGGCCCCAGAUCUCAAUAAACCCAUCUUUGGAAA
Molecule: messenger RNA, 824 nt
Organism: Eptesicus fuscus (big brown bat)
Lineage: Eukaryota; Metazoa; Chordata; Mammalia; Chiroptera; Vespertilionidae
Gene: TMEM205
Product: transmembrane protein 205
Exons: 4
Coding region: 195-764 (189 amino acids)
Source: RefSeq, a predicted model, not a curated record